AUGAAUGAUGAUUAUUAUCUUUCUCAUGGUCCUUUGCAUGAACAUAAUCGUAUAAUACCAGAACUAAGUUCUAGUUCACCAAAUUAUUUAUCUUAUUCAUUACCAGAAUUUCAUUCAGAAAAAACACCAAAAAAAAGUCAUGGAAAAUUCAAACAACAACAUCAUCGAGCAAAAACAAGUCUAUCAAAAACAAAAACACAAAUUACAGAAAAAGAAGCAAAAGAAGCUAUUAUGAGAGGUUCAGUUACUGAAACAGAUGAUAUUGAUAUAACAAAAUUAUCAGGUACAUCAACACUAUCCCAACAAGGUCGACGAUUUGGUGCUGAUGUUAAACCACCAUUUUCAUAUAUUGCUCUCAUAACAUUAGCUAUUGAAAGUUCACAAGAUGGUAAAAUGACUCUUAAUGAAAUCUAUAAUUUUGUUCAAGAACGUUAUCCAUUUUAUAAUGAACAAACAGCACAACGUUGGAAAAAUUCUAUACGACAUAAUCUAUCAUUAAAUGAUUGUUUUGUUCGAGUUCCUCGAACAUCAUCUGAUAAUUGCUUAUUAACAGGAAAUAAAAGUAAAGGUAGUUAUUGGACAUUACAUGAAAAUGCUAAAAAUAUGUUUGGUAAUGGUACAAGUUUUUUACGUCGACCAACUCGUUUUAAAACACGUUCAAAAUUAUCUCCAACUAAAUUAAUAAUUGCUUCAAGUUCAACAAAUAGUAGUUCAGGUGAAGGAGAAACAUCAUCUUCAUUUGAUUAUGAUCAUUUAUCAUCAACAACAUCAAAUAUAUAUUCACAACAUUAUCAUCAUGAUUAUUCAUUUGCUUCAACAUCAUCUUGGAUUCCUCCACCACCUCCACCCUUACGACAACAACAACAACAACAACAACCUGUUCAUGAUUCUUUCCAUAUGACACCAUCGUCUAUACAAUUUCCAGGUUAUACAGAACAAUUAUCAUCAUUUUAUGGUACACAAAAUAAUUCAAAUGUUUAUUAUAAUUCAAAUAAUCAUCGAUAG
This is a messenger RNA of Rotaria sp. Silwood1, 1005 nucleotides long. The record is from the annotation of a GenBank genome assembly. NCBI's taxonomy places the organism in Eukaryota, Metazoa, Rotifera, Eurotatoria, Philodinida, Philodinidae.